Molecule: messenger RNA, 4429 nt
Organism: Gigantopelta aegis
Lineage: Eukaryota; Metazoa; Mollusca; Gastropoda; Neomphalida; Peltospiridae
Exons: 2
Coding region: 1301-2965 (554 amino acids)
Molecular function (GO): zinc ion binding
Source: RefSeq, a predicted model, not a curated record
UUAGUAGGCUAGUCUCUUGCCGGUCCAGCCAGAGGGGUGUGGAUGUAGGUAAUUAGUUGGCGUCUCUUGCCCGUCCAGCCGAAGGGGUGGGGACAUAGGUAAUUAGUAGGCUAGUCUCUUGCCGGUCCAACCGGAGGGGUGGGGAUGUAGGUAAUUAGUAGGCUAGUCUCUUGCCGGUCCAACCGGAGGGGUGGGGAUGUUGGUAAUUAGUACGCUAGUCUCUUGCCGGUCCAGCCGGAGGGGUGGGGACAUAGGUAAUUAGUAGGCUAGUCUCUUGCCGGUCCAACCCGAGGGGUGGGGAUAUAGGUAAUUAGUAGGCUAGUCUCUUGCCGGUCCAGCCGGAGGGGUGGGAAUAUAGGUAAUUAGUAGGCUAGUCUCUUGCCGGUCCAGCCCGAGGGGUGGGGAUAUAGGUAAUUAGUAGGCUAGUCUCUUGCCGGUCCAACCAGAGGGGUGGGGAUGUAGGUAAUUAGUAGGCUAGUCUCUUGCCGGUCCAGCCCGAGGGGUGGGGAUGUAGGUAAUUAGUAGGCUAGUCUCUUGCCGGUCCAGCCAGAGGGGUGGGGAUAUAGGUUUCAUAUCGGUCUGUCUGACACACAUAGUUUUUUGGGUUUUUUCUUAAAGACACAUUUGAUUAUGAAUUUAUCAUCUGGUAUUCUCGGAACCGGCGUGACCUCACACGGCCUAGUUCCGAUCAUCCGGGUAUUUGUGGGUGAAGCAAAGCUUUAGUGAGUUUACAGAGAAUAAAGUUAUCCUAUUAACUUUUUACAUGCCGGUGUCGCGAAAUAUAUUCGCCCCCCUAGAAAAUCGCCGGCCGGCGGAUUUAUUUCUCGCCCCCCUCCCCUAUAUAAUGUGUUAUAUAUAGGACGAUGAUCUAUUUCUACCAUAGUCCAUACGCAUACAAAUUAUGUGCUGUCUUUAAUAGUCAUCGAAAAAAGAGAGAAAUAUCCUUAUUUAUUACAUAUCCAUUCAAUCUUAGUAUAGUAAUAAAGACCAUUCCGAUCCGUGCAAUUAAAAAAUCUUUUAUUGAACAUAUGUCCAAUAAAAGCCUGAACUAUUUUGGGGGGAAGCCCCCAUAUUAUUGUUUGAGAGUUAGCUCCCUUGAAUGUUUAUUAUUAUUUUAUUAAUUUUAAAAUAAAUAAAUAAACUAAAGAAGGUAUGUAAUAAAUACAGAACUUCACAUACGUUUUUUUCGUUCCUAUUUAUUGCACUUGUUUAUUGUGCGCAAGAAUAUAUACCACUCGACCGCUACGCGGUCUCGUGCUAUAGUCCUUUCCAAUAAGGUUCUUACCUCCCUUGAUGAAUUAUGUCCCUUGACCGAUUAGUUAAAUACCGAACUUCCGGAGAGCAAACAUUCUCUUUGUUCAAAACAAUGGCGUGUAACAAAGCGAAACCGAGUGAUUCUAUUGAUCUUGAAAAGUUAAGUGUGCGUAGCCUGAAGGUUUAUUUAAGAGACAGGGGUGCUCAUGUGUCAGGUACACGACCCGAGCUUGUGAAAAGGGCGAAGGGUGUUCAAUUAAUGAAAUUUAAACCGUUGCAAGAAUUGAAAGCGAACGAUUUGGAAAAUACCGAGCAUCGAAAAGUCCAGAAAUUUACCUCUGUAUUUAACGAAAAUUUGCCUGAACCUUGGACAUUAAAUGACAAUUGGGAAAGUGACAUUGAAAAAAUUCCUUUCAUGAGAACUGGUGAUUUAUAUAACUAUUUGGUUUUAAAUAGAAAUCGAACUUUUGAUUCGAACUCGACGAAUGCUAAACGCCAGUUACGAGCCAAAGUAUUUUAUGAAGACAAACAUGUCCAUGCCAUAAUGUACCACAACAUCACUGUUAAAUGUACACACUGUUAUGUAAAAUGUAAAGUUAUUCCCAGCCUGCCAACUGGAACAGUAAAACAGAAACCGGAUUACGACGUAUGGGUGUCAUUAUCCAAAGUGUCUGGGAAUGUACAUGCUGCUGGAUGUACCUGCAGUGCAGGGGAAGGCGAAUCAUGCAACCAUAUUGCAGCGUUGUUGUAUGCUCUUGUGGACAUCAGCACAAAGAAGAAAGAUAGACUGCAAUCUUCUACUUCCACCACAUGCAAAUGGAUACAGCCCCGGAAGAGACAUCUGAGUCCACAAAAAUCUCAGGAUUUAGUUUUUAAAAAACACAAAUUUGACCCUAGUAGCAGAACACAAACAGUUUCUAACAAAAGACAGAACAACACCAGCAACAUUCAACCAAUUGAUGCAUCCAGUUUGUGCCAGAAAUUGAAACAAUGUGCUCCUCAUGCAGCAAUUUUAUUGUGUGACACCAGUUCGUUAAAUGAAAUUGAAAUCACACCAGAAUCUGAUGUACCUGUGUUACACAACAUAAACUUUAUGUAUGGUGAUAAUAUUAAUCUAAUGAACAAAGAAUGUACAACAUAUUUUGAAGACUAUUUCUAUUCACUAAAGUGUUCUGAAGCAGACUGCCAUAUAAUUGAAGAAAAUACCAAACGACAAUCCAAAAGCUAUCAGUGGAAGGUUGCUCGUGUUGGCCGAUUGACCAGUUCUAAUUUUGGCACCAUAUAUAAACUUAAAGACACCACACCUCCAGACAACACAUUAAAAACACUUCUUAAUUAUACUGAAUUUCAAGUAGCAAGUGUUAGGUGGGGGUCUUCACAUGAAGCUGCUGCCAGACGUGUGUAUUCGAAGAGUAUACAGAAAAUUCACCCAGCUAUGAAAAUUAUGCAGUGUGGUUUAAUUGUUAAUUCUCUUUACCCCCACUUGGGAAGCAGCCCAGAUGCUCUUCUGAACUGUACACAUUGUGAACAAAAUGAUGGAGUUCUUGAAAUUAAGUGCCCAUACAAGUACCGUUUUAUGUUGCCAUCAGAAGCAGCCAAAGACAAAGCAUUCUGUUGUGAAUUAGUUAAAAAUAAAGUCCAGUUAAAAAAGAACCAUGUUUAUUAUUUUCAAAUACUUGGACAACUGGCAAUUACGAACAGGAAAGUGUGAUUUUUUCAUUUGGACUUUGAAAGGACACUCAGUUGAGAGGAUUCACUUUUGAUAAAAAUGCUUGGGAAAAUCUGUUGUCAAAAUUAAACAAAUUUUAUAAAUCUGCUGUCAUUCCAGAGCUUUUCUCAGAAAGAGUUAAGCGUGGAUUAACUCUGUUCAAGUAAACAUGACUAACAUUUGCUGAAACUAUUUCUCUUAAUUUGUGUAGUUUCAAACAUGAAUAAUUUUCAUUAUCUUUUAAUAUUGUUUUAAUGUUGAAAGAACAUAUAUGUUGUCUGAUAUUCAUUUAUGUUAAGUUACAGUGGAUGUUAAUAAUGUCAUGUUGUGUAUAUUUCUAAAUAGAAUACAUAAAUAUAAAAUGACAAAAUCACAUUUAACAUUGAAUGUAUUAAUUAGUAGUACAUCUCUUGUAAAAAAAAAUCACGUAGGUGUUUGUGUUCAGGGCUGAAAUUAAUAUUAACAAAUAAUUUGCAGCUACAUAUGGGUCUGAGAAACAUUUCCCAAUUUGUAACUUUUAUCAACUGCAUUUGUUUAAGACAAAUCAAUUAUUUAAAAGAGUUUAAACAGUAUUUUGAGAAAAGCUUGUUACAAAAUAAAUAAAAUGCAGCAUAUAAGUUGGAAGUUUAUUAUUUAAACCUCGAAACACAUUCAUCAUCUCAGUAUACUAAAGUUUAUUUAGUGAUAGAUCACUAAACAAUGGUCGGCUGGUUCUAUAGUUCACAACUGUAGAUAAGAAGAACCAGUCAAAGCAAUUAAUCAAUCAAAAGAUUGGUGUUUCCGAUUAACUACGGACGUUUACGGAGAUUACCGAGUGUAUCGGUACAGGAGGGGUGUAUCCUAAUAUGUAUUAUUUAGCUUUUGAAUUAUAACAUAUAGGUAUAAUGAUAAUACUGCGCAUCACUAGUAAUUACAUGUAUGAACUUUUUUUAAUUUACAAACUAGUGCGUACAUGAAUGCUAAAUGAUGAAGCAUGUCCACAUGUAAUAGAUUUUAAAAAAUGUUAUCAAUGUUAAUCAGUCAUCUUCAUCAUGAACAAGUGGGGGCAACAAAUUGGAUAAACCAACACAAAUCUUCCAUAUUUUAGUAGCUUGGUGUGCUAAAGUAAUUGGUAUAACACCUUGUAAAAUUCUGAAAUUUUUGACACGUUCAACAUCUAUUCGAAGAUUAGCAAUCCUUCUUGUUUCCUCAACUUGUCUUCUUGUGAAACGUUGGUAUUUUAAGGGUGGAAUAAUUAACCUAAUUCCUCUUGGAAUUGUUAAAUCUGAGAUAAGGAAACCUUUGUCAGCCAUUAUGGAAUCGCCUCUUUGGCAAAGGUCCAGUAUGCCACAAUUUAGUGUCAGUUGUUUGUCACUAAUACUUCCUGCCCACAGGUCAGAAGCAAAUGUUAUUACACCUGAUGGGCUUAUUCCCAAAAGAGCUUUAUAAGUCAUGUGUGAUUUAUAAUGUGAAAACAUUAAACUUUUA